AUGCUACACCGUAGUCAGGCAAACUUUAUGAAUGCGCUGACAGCUAGUGAUUGGACGAUGUAUCCGUUUGCGACAAUGAAUGAAACGGAUUUUCAAAACCUUUUCGAUGUCUACACAGAUGCGGUGUUCAACCCUAAGCUAAAUGAAUUGGACUUUAUGCAAGAAGGAUGGCGGUUGGAGCCCGAGGAGCUGUCGGAGGAGGCAAAACUGCGUCUCAAAGGAGUAGUAUUCAACGAAAUGAAAGGUGUAUUCCUUGCACAUCCUGGUAAAUAUUCGUUCGCGUCUCCUUGA
Molecule: messenger RNA, 291 nt
Organism: Echinostoma caproni
Lineage: Eukaryota; Metazoa; Platyhelminthes; Trematoda; Plagiorchiida; Echinostomatidae
Source: the annotation of a GenBank genome assembly